CCGGAAGUGCUCGUUCGUACGUUGCUGCUAACUCGCUAGCAGCUGAUGUUGUUCUACUUGAACUUUGUCGACAGUUAAAAUGAACAAACUGAACAAACCGCAGGAGUUUGACUCGUAUGAGAUCGAGGAGCCGAGCGACGAGGAGAGAGCCGAGGACAGUUCGGAGGACGAGUUGGAGGUUCUGCUGAACGGGACCCCGGAGCAGAAGAAGAAGCUGAUCAGAGAGUACCUGACGGGGGAGAGCGAGUCGUCCAGUGGGGAUGAGUUUGAGAAGGAGAUGGAGGCGGAGCUUAGCUCCACCAUCAAGACUCUGGAGGGAACCUGGACACCUGCAGCAGCAGCAGAAACCCCAGGAGGAGGAGGAGGAGGAGGAGGAGGAGGAGGAGGUCCUGUACCUCCUACCCCUCAGAUGUAUGAUGAAGUGUACUUUGACUCUGACUCAGAGGGAGAAGACACGCCGACUGGCUCCACUGGCCGGAGGCGGCGGCAGCGAGCCGUACUGACCAACGACGAGCUGCUGUACGACCCCGAGGAGGACGACAGGGACCAGGCCUGGGUGGACGCCCGGAGGAGACAGUAUCAGGGCAGAAAGCGACCGGCUGCAGGCUCUCGGCCUCGUCAGACUCCGGCUUUAAUGAGCAGCGACGCCGUCCUCAACUGUCCCGCCUGCAUGACGACACUCUGCCUGGACUGUCAGAGGCAUGAAAAGUACCGGACGCAGUACCGAGCCAUGUUCGUCAUGAACUGCACGGUGAAGAAGGACGAGGUGCUGCGCUACAAAACCCAGCCGGAGGUGAAGCAGACGAGGAAGAGGAGGAAGAGGAGGAGGGGGGAGGGACAGAGGGCGGAGACGGCGAUGGAGGACGAGGUGCCGGCGCCGGCGGGGAUGGACGCCGACGAGGUUUACCACCCGGUCCAGUGCAGCGAGUGCUCCACAGAGGUGGCCGUGGUCGAUAAGGACGAAGUCUUCCACUUCUUCAACAUCCUGGCCAGCCACUGCUGAGACACCACAACUCCUUCUUCAUUUUAUUAUUACUACGCAAGUGUAUCUGUGGUUCUCCACCACUGAAGAAGAAGAAGAAGAAGAACCAGGCUGACUGUCAGCAGAACGUUGUUUAUCUUCUUAAGAUAUCUCAUUAAACUGGAAUAUGACCCGAAGACCAUCUCACACGAGGCUGAUAUUAAUAUCUGAUCAUUAAAACAUUUUUGUGACACUUUUACCUUUUAAUCGUCCUAUUUAGCGUUCAUAAUCGGUAUAUAAAUAGUGAAUAAAGGGUUUAUAACACUGUGAGGAAGCUGAUAUAAAUGUUUAAUAAUGUAUUUGUCAACAACUAUAAUAACUCUUCAUUAAGUGGAAGCUGCUGUACAAACUGACAUUUAUAAUAGAACAUUUAUAAUAGAAAAUAUAUCUUCAUAGAAGUUCUAGUUGUUGACAUAUGCUGUACAUUAAAGGAUAGAAGUGAUGUUUAGUGUGUGUAUGAACAUAUAUCAGUCUGUACGAUAACGGAGUGUAAAUGUUCUAAAUACACGUAAACAUCCAAACUAUCCCUUAAUAAACUCUUAAAGCUUCUUUGUCGCUGCGUAUAACUACAUCAUAGUGUUAUGAACUGCUCAUUAAAUGUGUUAUCCAUACGGUUUAUGAAUGUUAAAUAGAGGAAGGUAUCACCAGCUUGAUGACACAUUUGUGUUGCUGUUGAAGAACAAGAUGUGAACUGAAGUAGAUGUUUUACGGUUGUAAAUAAACUUGCUUUAUUUUGA
This is a messenger RNA of Anarrhichthys ocellatus (wolf-eel), 1758 nucleotides long. It is a transcript of the gene eapp, whose product is annotated as e2f-associated phosphoprotein. NCBI's taxonomy places the organism in Eukaryota, Metazoa, Chordata, Actinopteri, Perciformes, Anarhichadidae. Bases 80 to 1003 code for a protein of 307 amino acids. The record is from RefSeq and is a predicted model, not a curated record. The transcript is spliced from 6 exons. Gene Ontology annotation, cellular component: nucleus.